Molecule: messenger RNA, 1208 nt
Organism: Eublepharis macularius
Lineage: Eukaryota; Metazoa; Chordata; Lepidosauria; Squamata; Eublepharidae
Gene: PIGX
Product: phosphatidylinositol glycan anchor biosynthesis class X
Exons: 7
Coding region: 99-839 (246 amino acids)
Biological process (GO): GPI anchor biosynthetic process
Cellular component (GO): endoplasmic reticulum membrane
Source: RefSeq, a predicted model, not a curated record
AGGGGCCGUCUGUCCAGGUCCUGCUAGCCUCUAGCCAGAUGUCGUGAGGAAGCGGUGGAGAUGCCUGUUUGAAGCCGCUUCUCCCGCUUCAUUUCCAGAUGCCUCUUUGGUUGAGUAACUUCUCAUUUUGGAUAUUUUUUUUUGUUUCCAUGCUGGAGCACAUAUUUGCACAGAAUUUUUGUCCAGAGGUCACACAAUGGCUUUUGAAAGAUGGCUUUCACAGAGAUCUCCUGACUAGGGUAAACCUUGGUACAGUUGAUGAAGGCACAGGAAACUGCAUGGUGGCAAUUAAAAUUCACCUUCCAAAAGGAUUAUAUGUGGAUCCCUAUGAACUGAUAACUUUACAUAAACACAAUAUCACUGAGGCUUUGGUGGUUGCUGAUUAUGUAGAUCUGGAAGUUCCUGAGUAUUUAGCCGCUGAAAUUAUUGUCCUCGUUUACAUGAAACCUGAUCCUGACUGCUUAUAUUGUUUUAGAGCAAUUUUACCUCUGCACUGCCGGUACCACCAGCCAGCAGAGGUUGAUGGAGAAAUCUCUGUCAUACUGAAAAGUCCCGAAAUAUUGAUCCAUUGCCAGAAAUCCUUCCUAUCAACGGAAUGUUUGAAAGAAACCAAAAUAGAAGCUCCAUGUUCCUGGAAGAUUAAACAUAACUGCCAUUGGGAUAGCAUGAAGUUUCAAGCUAUAAACCGGGAACUGAAAUUGCAGAUACCAGUUGGGCUCAAACAUCACCUUAUCUUAGUAUGCACAGGAACUCUUGUUACCACUAUAUUAUGCUCUGGCCUUAUUCUUUCAGCUGUAUUCAAACAUGGAGACUUUUUGUUGGUUCAUAGCUCAUUGUGAAAUGAGACAAGACUUUUUUUAUUUGAAUCAUCAUGGUAAGACUGUCAAACUGUAAACAGAUCGAUCAAACAAGAUAUAGGAAGUGAAGAACAGACUUGUUGUGAUUGGCACAGCAUUACUAUUUGGGAGUCAGCCCAGUGCCUUAUAGUCAACUGUUGGGUAUUAUAUUUGUCUGACUGUAUUGCUUUUAACCAAUUGUUUUUCUAGAAUUUUAUACAAGCUUUCGGAGUAGUCUGAUAGUUAUCAGAUAACUGUUACAUACUUUAAAUUAUUUUAUGGUGAAACCUGUACACUGGAUUGAACACAUUUGAUAAAACAAGUUCCAACUCUUGAAAGCUUAUGCUGGAAUAAAUUUUGUUAAAUUUCCAA